CCUUUGAACGUGUCGACUAAUUGUAAGAUACCUACAAGUCUGCAAGUUGGUCAAUCAAGAUGUAAAACCCGUACCUUAUACCAUUACACAUGUAGACAGCAAAUCCAUAUCUUAAAUUUUAUCGUUUUAUGUAUCUCCACGUUGCUUCAUUCCUGCAAACAGUAUAUCACGGACUAUUUAACCCGGCGGGGUUGGAACGUUGAGUUGGACCCAUUCACCGAGGAUACGGUCAUCGGCAUGAAAUCUUUCCAUAACAUUAUCGGUCGUCUUGGUUCAGGGAUUGGUCAGAAUAUUCUGCUAGCCUGCCAUUACGAUUCUUUGUCCGCGCCGGAUUUCUUGGCCGAUAUUUUGACUAAUUCAAUCGCUAACCAGAAAGUAGGUGCAAAUCCUAUCUUAAACAUCCAACUGGUAUUUUUUGACGGUGAAGAGGCAUUCAAAACUUGGUCUGACUCCGACUCACUGUACGGUUCACGACAUCUGGCCGAACGAUGGUCUAUUCCAGGCCCGGAUGGAAAGACUGAGCUGUCAAAAAUUGUGAGUUCCUCCGUNNNNGGCACAUUUUCAUCUUGA
This is a messenger RNA of Echinostoma caproni, 570 nucleotides long. The record is from the annotation of a GenBank genome assembly. Lineage: Eukaryota; Metazoa; Platyhelminthes; Trematoda; Plagiorchiida; Echinostomatidae.